Molecule: messenger RNA, 5627 nt
Organism: Poecilia latipinna (sailfin molly)
Lineage: Eukaryota; Metazoa; Chordata; Actinopteri; Cyprinodontiformes; Poeciliidae
Gene: rgs12a
Product: regulator of G protein signaling 12a
Exons: 19
Coding region: 265-4518 (1417 amino acids)
Biological process (GO): signal transduction; regulation of G protein-coupled receptor signaling pathway
Cellular component (GO): nucleus; cytoplasm; plasma membrane
Molecular function (GO): protein binding; GTPase activator activity
Source: RefSeq, a predicted model, not a curated record
CUUUGUGAUUUUCACGAGGGAGGAGGUGCUGUUGCGAGUAGCCAUAUGGACCCCUGAAUCACGGCAGGACAAUGUUGUAAAUAGUAUAAAAAGAAAUAAACCGAAAGAAAACAUGGACGUUUGGCAUUAGUUUCGUAAACUAAAGGAGUUAUUUCAAGGAGUGCGCAUAAAUUCUGCGGUUUAUUGAAACUUUUUAACGCUGAAACAGGAUGACAACAAUACAGUAGUGGUGGCAAUCUCAAGGUUUUCUGUUUGAGACUUAAAAUGAGGAUCCAAGGGCAGCCUGAGGGUGCGAGGAGGCGUCUGGAUAUGAACGCAACUGGUGAACUCCGGGAUGUGGAGGUCAUCCGGGGUCGGGCUGGAUAUGGUUUUACUAUUACAGGACAGAAACCGUGUCUGCUGAGUGGCAUCAUGGAGGGCAGUCCUGCUUUUGUGGUGGGACUCAGACAAGGAGAUCGAAUCAUGGCCAUCAAUGGAGCUGACGUUUCCGCUGCUUCUCACGAAACUGUGGUGCAGCUGAUUGGUGGCUGCAAAGGACCCCUGCAUAUGGUGGUGCUCUCAGAACGACGAAUAAUGGGGAACCCCAUCCUCAAUGAUGCCAAGUUUGGGUUUGAGCAAAAAAGUAGUGUUUUCCAGAAGCCGGGUGUCCUCCGCACUGUAUCGCAUGACCCAAGCAGACCAUCCUUUGAUCCUAACAACGGUGUCACCGCUAAACAGAGGCCAGUUUCAGAGCCCGAUAUGUCGCUGUGGACACAACAAUUCAGUGUUUUGUCUGGAAAGAAAAAGGAGGAAACGCCUACGGUUAAAGACACAGAUUCUGUUUUUACCGACACCGAAGAAGUCAAUCCAGACUGGAGUGUUUUAAACAUGACUUUGGUGGUGGGCUACCUUAGCUCCACCGAGCUGAUUCUGAACACCGGUGACACCGAGGACGACUGUUUAAAGGCCAUUCGGGAGAGAAUCCGACAGCUGGGCACAGAGCAAGAUACCCACACCCUCGUGAUGAUGAAGGUCAUGUUUGAUUGCAUUCGACUGUGUGACGACGCAGGAGCCGUUUUGGCGGCGUUCCCUGCUGAGAACCUUGUCUUAGGAGCUGUUUGUGCUGAGGAUCCACGUUUCUUCUGCCUGGUCACCACGGCACACAUUAUCAAUGGCCGGGUACCAGAUGAUGGUCCUCUCCGGGCGUCCUGCCACGUGUUCUUCAUUGACCCAGAGCUGGGAAACCACAAGGAUCACAUAGGGAUUGCUUGCCGGUUUGGCUUUAACUGUACGCCAGAUCCAGACUCUUUGGGCUGCCUCGAGUUCCCUCAGACUCCCCCAGACGUGCUACACUUUGUAACAGUCCUAUAUAGCGACCUGGGGGAGGCGGUGGAAAGGCUUCGAGCUAAACUGGACAUGGAGGCUCAGCAGACCGACAGUACCAGCAAACUAGGCAGUGCUAGCAGCAACGGGGACAGCGGGAUUGAAAAUUCUUCCCCCCCUGAGGAGAGAGCGGACAGGGAUUUCCCUUCUGAUAUCCCAAAUCUUUCUGGGACCCACCUCCCAAGCUGUCCAUGGGAUUAUCCCUCGACUGAGGUCGUCACCCCUGUAAAUCCCGUCAAGAAUGGCCAAAAACUUCAGCCAGAGAACAGUGCCAGCCCACAUUCCCUUUCAGAGUCACUACCUGGCCCGGAUUCUCUCACAAGCUUCUACGGAGGUCCCCCACCCAGGCUGGAGUUUCAUUUCAAGCCCCCACCUCCUCCGUUACCCUUGAGUAAAAAACCAAACUUUUUGGCUUAUCCCUUAAGAAGCAGCCAAAGGUGGUUUUCGAAGCCAAAAUGGCCUAAAACCCUAAGCAGCGACUCUGUAAAUCAGGAGACAUCCACCAACAUAAACUCCACCACAAAUAACCCUCUGUCUGCACUGAAUCAGGCGCACUCAGACAGGUACCACUCCACAGAGGCCAUGAUGCCUCCUAGAGAGGAAUGGACCAAGAGGUUUCUCGAACAAAGACAGAAACAGCGGGCAGAUGGCAGCUACAGAAAUGGAUCCAGGUUUUGGGGUAUAGGUGUUACCCGCACCUCCAAGCGUCGUUCUUCCAAACGUCUCAGCAUGGCACGAUCUCUGGAUGAUCUUGAGUCUGCAGCUUCUUCAGAUGGUGCUCUCAAGUGGCCAUCUGCCGUCAUGAUAGCAGACUACAGUGGAAUCCAGCUGCAGGGAUGCUGCAGUCAUAGCAGCCUGACCAGCAAUGGCAGUCUUCCAGGGGCCGGCGGCCAUCGGGGGUCCGCGGAUCACCGGGUGGCCGGCUGGUCCACCUGCUUCGAGCGGCUUCUCCAGGACCCCGUGGGUGUGCGUUACUUCUCGGAAUUUCUCAAGAAAGAGUUCAGUGAGGAGAAUAUCUUGUUCUGGCAGGCCUGCGAAUACUUCAGUCAUGUCCCUGCAACAGACAAAAAGCAGUUGUCCCAGAGAGCGGGGGAGAUCUACAACAGCUUCCUGUCCAGCAAGGCCACCAUGCCAGUGAACAUCGACAGCCAGGCCCAGCUGGCGGACGAUGUCCUCACCUCACCUCAGCCUGAAAUGUUCAAGACCCAGCAGCUACAGAUCUUUAACCUGAUGAAGUUCGACAGCUACUCGCGUUUCCUGAAGUCCUCCCUCUACCUGGAGUGUCUGCGCGCUGAGGAGGACGGUCAGCCGCUGCCGGAUCCCUACCAGAUCCCCUGCAGCCCCGCGCCCUCCAAACACAGCGCCAGCUCUGACCGCUCCACCCUCUCCACUCCCAAAAAGGACAUCAGAAAGCAGAGGUCAGGGAAGUCAUUAAAUGAAGACACCAAGGACGAGAGCGCAGAUAAGAAGCGCGGCAUCUUCUUCUCCUGGUCUCGCAACAGGAGCUUUGGGAAGGGACCAAAGAAGAAAGACAUCGGAGACAUUAAUCUGGACUUCUGGGGCAGUAACGGCCGGAGAGAGUCCCAGGGUUCCCUGUCGUCAAGCGCCAGUCUGGAGAUCCCCAAUUCUGUCUCUGCUGCCAAAAUGGAGUCUGACAAUCGCCACUCAGUCGGCGCGUGGGAGCGCUCGUCCAGACACUGCAGCGUGCUGCUGCCCGACGGCUCCUGCUCCUCCAUCACCCUGCGGCCCGGUGCGUCCAUCAGAGAAGUCCUCCAAGAUCUGUGUCGCAACAUCUGCGUCAACAUUGCUGCCGUGGAUCUGUUCCUCGUGGGAGGAGAGAAGCCUUUGGUUUUGGAUCAGGACUGCAUGACUCUCUGCUCGCGAGACCUAAGGCUGGAGAAGCGUACUUUGUUUCGGUUGGACCUGGUGCCGAUUAAUCGCUCCGUGGGUCUUAAAGCCAAACCCACGAAACCAGUCACGGAGGUCCUCCGUCCCGUGGUGGCCAAAUACGGCCUGAAUCUCGGUGAUCUCGUGGCCAAAAUAAGCGGAGAGACGGAGCCGCUGGAUUUGGGGGCCCCCAUAUCGAGUCUGGAUGGCCUGCGUGUUGUGCUGGAGCGGGCAGACCCAUGUUCAGGGAAAGAAAAAUCCAAGUCUUCCUCCCUAAAAGGCCACCCUCCGACCAGGAGCUUUUCUGCUGCAGGAGAUGAGAGGUCAGCACCAAAGGACAUUUCUGUGAGAGCGGCUGGACCGGCCUCAGCACUCCCAGGGGAAAAGAGAAAACAGAAAAAGAUAAAUAUAGAUGAAGCUGAAGAAUUCUUUGAGCUGCUAAGCCGAGCCCAGAGCACCCGAGCCAACGACCAGCGCGGACUCCUGAAAAAAGAAGACCUGGUGCUUCCAGACUUCCUGCGCCUGACUCCGCCCACCUCCUCCUGCUCCGCCUCCUCCAACCUGGCCUGUUCCACCCCGGCCUCCCUGAAGCCGAGCCGAGAGAACGGCGUGCCGCCCCGCGGGUCCCUCACGGCCGCCCUGCGCUCGGAGAGCCUGGACUCCUCCCUCAGCUCCAGCGCCAACGGACACUCGGCGUCCAGGCGGUGCCUGCUGCCUCCCCCCCGCCACUCCACGUUCGGCACCCACCUCUCCCCCAUCCCCCGGCCCCCUGACUCCCGGCCGAGCCUCCGCACGGUGGAGGAGGACGCCCACGCCGACCUGACCCUCGUGGGCGAGGGCGACAUCAGCAGCCCCAACAGUACUCUCUUACCCCCUUCGCCUCCAUCCUUCCCGUCCCUGGAGAGCAGCCUCCCUGAGGCCAACUUCACCCCUCCGACACCCUGCCCCCCGUCCCAAGACACAGGUGGAGAGGGAAAGUCCAGUUCAGAGAGAAGGAAAGAAACACCCCACGGCACCAAAUCACCCGCUGACAGAGCCGAUGCUGCGCAGGAGGUGAUGGAUGUGGAGGGGGUCCACCUAGAAGAAGCCCGAAACGUGGAGGCGUCCCAGGGCGACGACUCGGAGCUCAGCCUGAGCUUCCAGGGCUACGUCGCCGAGCUGCGGCAGUGCCAGAGCAAAAUGAGGAGCGCCCAGAUGCCUCAGGACGUCCGAAACCCGACGGAGGGCAAAGACUGCCAGUCAGACCUGUACAAGGCCACGAUUGUCUGAAGGGAACAACCUCACACACACACACACACACACUACUGCACUUUUUAAGCCUGAGGCACUGAUGUCUGAUGUGUUAAACUAUGAGCUGCAUGUGAAGAUGUCGUUCUCUUUCUUUGACACGAAUCUCAUGACGACGGAUGUAGUUGUGGUAAGAACUUUACAAACGCUCACCAGCGGCGUGGACUGCAACAAUUUGGGAGUUUCUGAUCAUUUAUUCGAAUGAACUUUAAAGCGAUUUCAUUCGCGCUUGAGACGACGCGUCACAAGCUCGAAACUGUAUGUAGCCCACUAAAAAUCAAAAUUACACAAAACAGCCGGAAUAUGUAAGAGUAGUAGUGAAGCAUAAAGCCUGAAUUAUCCAUGGUAAUAAUGGAUUUGUUCAUUAUUAACAUGCGGUUUAUUUGUGGAAAAGAGAAAAUCCACAACUUUAAAUUCGUUGGAGUGAUUGUCUCACGAUUAUCGUACCUCGGCGAGCCGAACGCUUCAAACUGAUCCUAAAAAACAACAUCAUCCUGGCAUUCACGCCCCAUCUUGAGUGCAAACCUCUCACUGGAACUGUGUAUUUCUUUAAGAUUGCAACUAUUGUUGUUAAGUUUUAGUAUUGUAAUUUUUAGAGAGUGACACAUUAAUCUUUUUUUUUUUUUUUGUAUAGUUAAAUAUUUACGUGAAAUGUAACUAUAUUUUUAGCCAUGUUGGAGUUUAAAAGAAAAAAACAGAAAAAAACAAUACAUUCCUGAAACUUACCUUUUGAGUAGUAUUUUCUAUUACAGUACGAAUGUUUGUUGGGUGUAUAUGGUUGACUCUUGAACUAUAUUUUUUGUUUCUGUCUAAUGGAGCUGAUCUUGUUUCGAUGUUUCAGUUUGACUUUCAGAUGGAUUAAUUUAAAGCCGCUGGCAUCUGGAGAACAACGGCAGAGCAGGCAGAGCUCUGUUUUCCCGAUCAAACAGCGGGCGAAGCACAAUUUACGAGUAAUUUCUUGUUAAAUGGUCUUCCUUUGUUACAGUAAUACCUUACACAGUACCUCUAUUGUCUGUAUUUUCUGCUUCUGUGGUUUUGAGAUUGUCUAAAUCGUCGAAUGAUUAAAAAGCCUUCAUGGUGACAGUUUCAGC